AUUUUUUCAUUAUUCAAUGAAUAAGGAAAAUAAUAAUAUACAACAUAGACGACCACAUUCCUAGGUGAAACAAAAAGUUUUUUUUCCAAAAAUCAAGGAAUCACUCAAUUUUUAUUGUAAAAUAUAAUUUUUAAAUACGAAUUCCUUUUCAAAUAUCUCAUUCUAUAUUUAAAAUUAUUUCAUAAAAAAGUAAUAACAACAUGAGCAUUCUUUCCGCCAUAUUGCUUCCUUUCUCCAGGACUGUGGUCGUGAGUGAAUAAACCAUGAGUUCGUUGAAGUUACAGAAGAGGCUAGCAGCCUCAGUGAUGCGCUGCGGGAAAAAGAAAGUGUGGUUGGAUCCCAAUGAAAUAAAUGAAAUCGCAAACACAAAUUCACGUCAAAGCAUCAGGAAGCUGAUCAAAGACGGUCUUAUCAUCAAGAAACCGGUUGCAGUACAUUCACGUGCUCGCGUUCGUAAAAACACUGAAGCCAGGAGGAAAGGCAGACAUUGUGGCUUUGGUAAGAGGAAAGGUACAGCCAACGCCCGUAUGCCACAAAAGGUUCUAUGGGUGAAUCGUAUGCGUGUCUUGAGAAGACUGUUGAAAAAAUACAGACAAGAUAAGAAAAUCGACAGGCAUCUGUACCAUCACCUUUACAUGAAGGCUAAGGGUAACGUAUUCAAGAACAAGCGUGUAUUGAUGGAGUUCAUUCAUAAGAAGAAGGCCGAGAAAGCAAGAAUGAAGAUGUUGAACGACCAGGCUGAAGCUCGCAGACAAAAGGUCAAGGAGGCCAAGAAGCGAAGGGAAGAGCGUAUCUUGCAAAAGAAGAAGGAACUUCUGCAGUCCUACAAACAGGAAGACGAAGCCGCGGCUGCAAAGAAAUGAACUGUUCCCAUCUAAUUUUAUUACGCUUGUUUUUGUGAAAUAAAAAUUUCUAAAAACCA
Nilaparvata lugens (brown planthopper) is the source of this 922-nucleotide messenger RNA. It is a transcript of the gene RpL19, whose product is annotated as 60S ribosomal protein L19. Gene Ontology annotation, cellular component: ribosome; cytosolic large ribosomal subunit. NCBI's taxonomy places the organism in Eukaryota, Metazoa, Arthropoda, Insecta, Hemiptera, Delphacidae. Gene Ontology annotation, biological process: translation. Gene Ontology annotation, molecular function: RNA binding; structural constituent of ribosome. The coding region runs from base 264 to 863 and encodes 199 amino acids. The transcript is spliced from 6 exons. The record is from RefSeq and is a predicted model, not a curated record.